GAGGAGAGCAGGAGGGAGGGAGGGAGCCUGCUUGGUUGGUCCCAGUACUGUUUACUUAAUAUUCUUUGCUAAGGAAGUCCAGUUCAAAUAGGAUUGCAACCACAGUCUGCCUGCAUUAGAUGAGACAUAGUUUGUUAAAGACUUUUAAUUUUUAAGAGCCUUUUGUUCUUAAACCUAAGUGUGUGGACGAUGCUGUUGCAGGAUGCCUUUCCUUUGGGGUCUUAGACAGGAUAAGGAAACCUGUGUGGGGAUCAACAACCAGAGCUACAUAUGUGACACAGGACACUGCUGUGGACAGUCUCAGUGCUGCAACUACUACUAUGAACUCUGGUGGUUCUGGCUGGUGUGGACUAUUAUAAUCAUCCUGAGCUGCUGCUGCGUUUGCCACCACCGCCGGGCCAAGCAUCGCCUGCAGGCACAGCAGCGGCAACAUGAAAUUAACUUGAUUGCCUACCGGGAAGCCCAUAACUACUCAGCGCUGCCAUUUUAUUUCAGGUUUUUGCCAAACUAUUUACUACCUCCUUAUGAGGAAGUGGUGAACCGACCUCCAACCCCUCCCCCACCAUACAGUGCCUUACAGCUACAGCAGCAGCAGCAGCAGCAACAGCAGCAGCAGCAACAGCAGGUGGUCCCUGUCUGCAAUAGCCCCUCAGGCCCUGACCCCAUCAGGAGCCUUCAGGAGGCACAAACCAGCCCACUGUCCGUGCCUGGCAGCAGCAGGAAUAGCACCAGAUCAAGCCCUGAGGACCCUGAGCCCUCCACACUGCUGGUGGACCAAGAGGCUACCAAAGCCUCAGGCAUGGAGCCAGGCAGCUCUGGGGCCUGUCUGGGGGAGCUGGGUGACCCGGGGUCUUUCCUAGAUAAAGACUCAGAGUGUAAGGAGGAGCUGCUGAAAGAUUACAGCUCUGAGAGCUUGGAGCACAGCAGCGCCUUUCCUGAUAGCAAAGACAAGACACCUGGAAGGCACCGACGCUUCACUGGAGACUCUGGCAUCGAGGUGUGUGUCUGCAACCGAGGCCACCAUGAGGACGACCUCAAAGAACUCAGCGGGCUCCUUGAUGAUGCCCUGGACAGCACCCUGGACUUCUGUGAUAGUUGCCAAGCGAGGCCUCCUGGGGAUGAGGAAGAGGGGCUCUACCAUCUUUCUGAGGAGCAAGCUCGGGAGCAUGGCCACCACCACCUGCCCCGCCAGCCGGCGUGCAUCUUGUUGAAUACUAUCAAUGAGCAGGACUCCCCUAACUCCCAGAGCAACAGCUCUCCCAGCUAGAGCAAGCCAGCCUUCUUAGAAAAGCAACAGGGGGAGGGCAGGGGAGGCUGAGCCCAGAGGGGAGCCUUCCAUUGAUUGGUAAAGAAAGUGCUGCUGCUUUUUCUUCUGUCUGUACUUCUGCCCUUCCUUCCCAAGAUGUAAUUGGAGAUAGGGUUGCCCCUCUCCUGCAGAAGCCCAGGUGUGGAUAGAGGGAGAAGGCGUUGAUCCUUUCACUGUAUUCUUCCCUGCUCCACUUCCCCCUCCUCCUCCCUUCUGAGCUUCUUUUUUUAAUCACAUCUCACCUGCCUGUCCAUGUCAGGUGGUGUGCAUUUAGAAAAGUUUGUUCAAGGGGCCAGGAUGGGACCCUGCCCUUGUUCUUUGAAUGGAGUGGGAUCUGCUCUUUGAUUUAGGUAUAGAGACCCACUACGUCCCAGUUAGUAAAUAGGCAACAGGGUUCUACCACUGGGAAAAUUAAAAAGAAAAAAACCCUGGCCUGGGUCCCCUGUGGACCCUAGGCCUGGGUUCUCAGUAGUUACAGAGUUGGAAUUUGAUCCCUGCUUGUAAAAGUCGUGUUAUUGGGGGGUGGAAUGGGGAAAACAGUUGUCUGGGAUGUAUGUGGGGUUUGAUCAAACUUUCUUAAAUGAAUGAUCAGUGCCAGGUGUUCUUUUGGGGCAAGAAGUUGAAGCCUCUUUCCUAGGAGGUUCUGCUGUUCUCAAACUAGAUUAGCUUAAAAGGGUUCUGCUAGUGUUCUUUCUUCAAAACAAAACCACAUAUGAACUAAGCUAAAAAAUAUGAAUGUACCUGAGUGGGCAGCAGAAGAGUUAGUUUUUAAUUAGGGGCAGGUUGGGUGGAGGCCCUUUCUGGUUCACGUCUCUGAGGACCAUGGCUGCACCUGAGCUAGAGAGAAGCUGUUCCAUCAGGGAGAUUGGAACGUGCAGGGAGAAGUUACUUCUGGAUUAUUGGGGAGGGUGUGGAGGGGGCUGCAAACUGUUACAUGUGGAGGGUGCUAUGAUGGGGUGGGGGGGGAUGCUUCUGCUCUAGGAAGAGUAGGGCCUUGCCUUCAUUUUUAGUAAGCACCCUUACUAAAGUGAUGAUUAAUAUCCCUCCCUCCAAUCCCAUCUUUGCAUCUUCUUCACUUUCCUCCAGCCCAUGGCCUUUGUGCCUUCACACUUCACCAGUAUGCCGAAGAAACGGACAAAGCAGGCUGAGCGGGCCCUGGGAAGGGUCAACCCCAGCCCCUCAGCUUGUUCCUUAGGCAGUAUUUUCCCUUGGAUCCCAAGAUCCACUUUUUUUUUAUAUUGACCACUUGGAAGAAAUAACUGAAUUGUUUGGGUUUGUUUUUCCCCUCUUUCCUUAUUAAAUGGUGGUACUUUGCUAGCAUCACCUAUGUAUGUAUGGCCAGGUGCCCCGCUCAGGUCUGAGUGGUUGGCUUCUCAACAAGUGGGGGCCUACUGCCCUCUCAGAUCAUGACUGCUGAAGUUUGGCAUCAGGCAAACUGAGGAGUUUUGUUAAGAAUAGUCUGAGCAGAGAAGGCAAACCAAAAGCUGAAAUUAACAUUCCCUGACCCAGUCCUGUCCGUAUAAAGAAGGUUUGCCUUUUUUCACCCCAGCUCUCAAAUGGUGUUCAGAUUAGAUCACUGACAUUAUGGGAAGAAAAGAGGGGAAGGCUGUGGGGGUGAUCAAGCACCCCUUACUGUAUUUGAUAAAACCAAAAUCCAUCUUGAACAAGGUGAAAAUCAAAAUACACUGACUUUUUGAAUAACCUGUGUGUGUCUGUCUCAUUGUGUGUGAGCCACGGGUACCAAAGCCCCGUGUUUCUGUGAAUAUACUUUGAAGCAGCCAUUGUGCGCAUCUUAACCAAAAUGUUUGGAGCAAAUUUUGGCUCUCCCAAGGGAACUUACUUUAAGCAUUUAUCUGUUUACUGAGCAAAAGCCCUAGGCAAUUCUUGUAUGCCUGGGGGUGUUCAGCAGAGCCCUCAAUGGCAGCCCACUGUUUUUGCCAGAGAAACUUUGCUGGAUGUAGAGGUUUUACUCUACCCACGGUUGCAAUUUGCACAUCACUGCAUUAAACCCCGGAGGUCUGUGUUCUGUUUCCAGUAAGUGGAAUCCUGCUCUAGAUGUGUCUGCAUGAGCAUUGUUUGCCGAGCUCCUGUUACCUCCCUGUGCUCCCCCUGCUGCUCUUGGUCCUCGGCUCACAGGCCCCAGGGUGUGGUGCUGAUGACUACGAGGGACAGAAAGCAGGCCUUGAGUCACAAGCUGAAGUCAAAAUUGGAUUGUCAGCAGCAAGCUUGGCCUGGUUGUUGCCCAGACAUCUGACUUUACCUGGAACUGCCAGGAGAGUUGGCAGAAUCCCCUGUGUGGAGCUCCUGUCACCCUUGGAUGAGGCUUGAUCGCAAUUGAGCAAGUGUAUAGAUGAAAGAGCCAUGACAGGUCCUCGAUUGCCUUUUCAUCUUUUUUUCCCCAAAGCAACUCACUAAAAUGUCUGAACAGCGAGCAAGUUUUACCAAAGUGAAUCCUGUUUCAAUCAAACAGGACAUUGGGAUGCACUGUGGUCUCCUUGGGUUUUUCUCCUCAGAUUGGAGUAGGGAGCUAGAGCAAGAGUUUACAGUUGAUGUCUCCUACCCCAGAUGUAAGAAAAAAAUCGAAUGGUGAAACUGGGCUUGAUUAAUCAACAGUAACCAGAUUAUGGUCAAGGCUUCAAAGCCAUGUCCAUCCUGAAGGGUGAGCUGGUUGAUGAUAGAGUGGGAGCUGGGAGGGAAGAGGUGAGUAGGUUGGACUUAGUAAACUUAACCUGCUUCCUCUUACCUCCCGUAGGUAGAGAUCUUGGUUUUCCUGGUGAAUGAGGACAAUGGGUGUGAGUUGGGUUUGGUGCUACAGUUAGAAGAUUAGCCAAAUGCUGACACAUUCCUGUGUGUUUGCAUGUGUAUAAGUGUGUUUGGCGAAUUGCCACUUGUUGGGUGUUGUGAAUAUGUGUAUUUUAAGCAAUAAGAUUCAGCUGGUCAGACUUCUCUGGGCAGCCUUACUGACACUUUUCCUGUGAUGUGAUUGUUUUGAAGACAGAGUGGCUCCUACCACUGUGAGAUGCCCAAAUAAAAACCAAUCCAAGAUC
Molecule: messenger RNA, 4353 nt
Organism: Trichosurus vulpecula (common brushtail)
Lineage: Eukaryota; Metazoa; Chordata; Mammalia; Diprotodontia; Phalangeridae
Gene: WBP1L
Product: WW domain binding protein 1 like
Exons: 4
Coding region: 203-1267 (354 amino acids)
Source: RefSeq, a predicted model, not a curated record